This is a messenger RNA of Ilyonectria robusta, 2076 nucleotides long. RefSeq names its product CHAT domain-containing protein. The record is from RefSeq and is a predicted model, not a curated record. NCBI's taxonomy places the organism in Eukaryota, Fungi, Ascomycota, Sordariomycetes, Hypocreales, Nectriaceae. The coding region runs from base 1 to 2076 and encodes 691 amino acids. The transcript has 3 exons. Gene Ontology annotation, molecular function: protein binding.
AUGGAAACCCUUCGCAACAGGAUUCAACAAGGUCGGAGGGAGCCAAGUCUAGUAUCAGAAGGCGCUCCCGACCGAGCAUAUCAACUUGAGAGUUUGGGCGAUGAAUGCUUGAACAAAUACGAAGCAAACGGAGAUGUUCUAGAUCUUGAGGAAGCAAUCCGUCUAUACCAAGAAUCUCUCAAUCUCAUACCAGAUGAUCAGUCAGACCGGUCACGUCGACUUGGCAGUCUGGGGCAUGGGUAUGAAACCAGAGGAAACAGAACAGGGGCAAUUUCCGAUUUUGAGAUGGCAAUUCAGCGAUAUCAAGAAUCUCUCGAUCUAACUACAGAUGAUCAUCCAGAAAGGGCACAUCAACUUGGACGUCUUGGAGAUGGAUACAGAAACAGGGCAUUUCGAGUUCAAAGUCUUGGUACUGGAUACCAAGAACGAUACCGAAGAACAGAGGAAGUGUCAGAUCUUGAAGCAGCAACCCAACAAUUCCAAGACGCCCUCGACCUGAUACCGAAUAACCAUCCAGAUCGAGCCCAUUGCGUUUACAGCCUUGGGGGUGCAUAUUUAGAUCUCUACCGAAUAGCUAGAACGAUGGAUGACCUUGAAACUGCAACUGAGCAUUUACAAGAAGCACUCAAUCUAACACCGGACGACGAUAGAGACCGGGCACGACAACUUAAGAAUCUUGGAGAUGCAUACAGAGAGAAAUACCACAUGACCAGAGAAACAAAGCACCUUGAAAUCGCAAUUCAAUUGUCCCGAGAAGCCCUCGAUCUCACACCUGACGACCACCCGGAGCGUGCACAACGGCUUCAAAGUCUCGGAAUUCAAUACCAAGAUAAAUAUGAAGCAUCAGACGAAACAUCGGGUUUUGAGAUGGCAAUCCAACAAUAUGAACAGGCUCUUGCCCAUUACUCGUCACCCGCAAGUGAGCGACUACCACCUGGUCAAGAAUUGAUGGGCUUGGCGUUGAUGCAACCUCAUGCCAAUCAAUUUCACGAUGCUGGCCAGAAACUGGAAACAACAAUCCAGGCCAUACGGGAACUGCCCGGGUUUGAUCGAUUUCUUUUGCCACCAUCUGAGGAUGAACUGACGGCAAUUGCAAGCGAGGGGCCAAUUGUUUUGGUCAAUGUGAGCUACUACCGCUGCGAUGCGUUGAUCAUUGAGAAGGGUGGGCUCAGGACUUUGCCCCUCUCAAGUUUGACGAGACGUGAGGUUGAAGCUCGCGCAAUGAGCAUAAACAAGACGGAUGAGGAAUUACUUGAGUGGCUAUGGAAAACCAUCGGCAAUCCAAUAUUAUCCGCAUUGGGAUUCACAAAACCGCCAACUGAAGGCAACUGGCCUCGUAUAUGGUGGAUCCCUACCGGGCCUCUAUGCACGUUUCCAAUCCAUGCGGCAGGGUACCAUUCCAACAAUUCGACCGAGACCAUCCUAGACAGGGUGAUCUCAUCCUAUAAUUGUUCUGUCAGAGUGCUCAUCUCCAGUCGCCAAAAUCGCUCUCAGAUGAGAGUUCAUAAUUCACAAAGGGCUGUUCUUGUGGGCAUGCAAGAGCUCCAAUAUGCGCCACAAGAGAUUGACAAGAUAGAGGGCCUUUGCAACUCUAUGAAUUUACACGCAAUCAGGCCGAGGCCCUACCGGAACGAUGUCUUGUCUGCUUUGAAUGACUGCAAGAUCUUCCAUUUCGCCGGCCAUGGGCAGUCCAACCAGUCAGAUCCAUCAGAAAGCUCCCUACUCCUUAGUGACGGAUCGUUAACAGUAGCGAGUCUUUUUGAAUCAAACCUUCAAAACCAAGGACCAUAUCUAGCCUAUCUCUCUGCGUGUGGCACAGGUCAAACGAGACGUAAGGAACUCGUGGACGAAGGGCUACAUCUGAUUGGUGCUUGUCAGCUUGCUGGUUUCCAGAAUGUCAUAGGCACUUUGUGGGAGGUGAACGACAGUUCUUGCGUGGAUGUAGCAGUCGGAACGUAUGAGUGGAUCAAAGGCCAAGAUAUGCGUGAUGAAUCUGUCAGUGAGGGACUUCAUCACGCUAUUAGGAAUCUCAGGGGCCAAUGGAUCUUGGAAAAUACCGUGGGGGGGUACGUCUGA